AUUACAAAUGCUUUGUAAAUAAAAGUCUACAAUUUGUUGUAAAAUAUAAAUUGCAGUGAACUAUGGAAAACGAUAGCCCUGUAAUAUAUGGCCUUGAAUUUCAAACAAGAGCAUUAUCAGCUCAAAUAGCAGAAACAGAUAUUGUCAGAUUUUUAGUUGGAACACAGUCAUUGAAAUUUAAUAAUAAUCAAGUUCAUUUGGUAGAACUUAACGAAGAAACAGGUGGAUUAAAGACUCAAGUCUUUCAUCAUCAUAUUGGAGAAAUUUGGUCUCUACAAGCUUCUCCAACAGAUCCCAGUGUAUUCAUUACUUGUUAUAAUACUUUACGUGAUGAUGGUUCCUGCCAUAUGAAAGGAGCUCUUUGGAAACUACCAGAAUUAAAGGAAUACACAAAUGAUAUUGAAAAUCUUAAAAAUAUAGCAAAUAUUGAUACCACGCCAUAUGGCACAGACCUCAAGACUAUUGCUUAUCAUCCUAUGGAUUCAACAAAAGCUGUUUCAGUUGUGGACAAUAAGUUUAUAUUAUGGGAUCUAGCUGAUAAUGGACCACAGGCAACUACUUCUGGUACUUUAGCUAGUAAAGGUCAACCACGUUUCACAAAUGGAAAAUGGAAUCCUCAUAAUGGUUGUAAUCAGUUUGUCACAUUGAAUGAGAAUAAUGUUCGUGGAUGGGAUUUCAGAAAUCCUGCUGAGGCAUCUUGGACAAUUUUGUCUGCUCAUUCUCAAAUAAUUAGAGAUUUAGAUUUUAAUGUGAAUCGACAAUAUAUUUUAUCUACAUGUGGAGAUGAUGGAUAUAUGAAAUUUUGGGAUAUUCGAUCACCUACUGAACCUAUAUUAUCUCGUAUGGAACAUUCACAUUGGGUGUGGAGUAUUAGAAUUAACCGUUUCCAUGAUCAAUUAGUUUUAACUUCAAGUAGUGACUCAAGAGUAAUAUUAUGCAGUAUUGCAUCUAUAUCUUCAGAACCUUUUGGACACAUUGUGCCCCCUGAGGAUGAUUGUACACAAAACGAGUACAAUUGCAAAAAAGACAAGCUUGAAGAUGGAGUUGUUGGUAGAUAUGAAGAACAUGAAGAUAGUGUAUAUGCAGUUGAAUGGUCAUCUGCUGAUCCUUGGACAUUUGCAUCAUUGAGUUAUGAUGGUAGAUUAGUUCUUAACAAAGUUCCUAGGAAAUACAAGUAUCAAAUACUGCUUUAA
Eufriesea mexicana is the source of this 1193-nucleotide messenger RNA. Its product is annotated as protein TSSC1. Gene Ontology annotation, molecular function: protein binding. Gene Ontology annotation, biological process: protein ubiquitination. The record is from RefSeq and is a predicted model, not a curated record. Lineage: Eukaryota; Metazoa; Arthropoda; Insecta; Hymenoptera; Apidae. The transcript has 6 exons. Bases 63 to 1193 code for a protein of 376 amino acids.